Messenger RNA from Hydra vulgaris (swiftwater hydra), 1977 nucleotides. The record is from RefSeq and is a predicted model, not a curated record. NCBI's taxonomy places the organism in Eukaryota, Metazoa, Cnidaria, Hydrozoa, Anthoathecata, Hydridae.
AUGCCAAAUACUGCUAAAAACCACCAAGAAUGCAGGAAAUCUGUUUGUUUUCUUUGUUUUAGUAAAAGUAAACGAAAGCUAACAUCAAAUCUAAAAGAAAGAUGUCAGAUUAUACUGAAAGAGAAAAUAAACUUUAAUGAUGACAAAGUUCCACUUGGAAUAUGUGAAAAAUGUCGCUCUUGUUUAAGAAGGAAGGAAAGUGGAGAAGACAUCACACUCCCAUCAUUGUAUAAGUUUGAGACUAUAAAACUUCGACCAGAAACUCGAGACUCUCACUGUAACUGCUUGAUCUGUUCAAUUGGUAAACUGAGACACAAUGGUCAAAUGAAAAUUGAAUUCGCACAAAGUUCAGCAACUAGAACACCUUCUUUAACAGUAGAAAAAAGAUGCUCAGACUGUUUUUCAAUUAUUGGUCGAGGAUUGUCUCACAACUGCACAAAAGGCACUUUGAGAAAUAAUCUUGUUGCUGUAGUAACAAAGGAUCCUUUGGCAUCAGAAAGAAUUGCAGCUCUUGUUGUUUCAAAUAAAGCUCCUUCUCCACAUGGAACUGUUCGAUUAAGUCAACUUUAUGGUGGAAGAAUGCUUCCAGUAACACCAAGUUCGUCAUCAGCUAGACAACUUUUCUCUUCAAAUUCAUCAAUAAGUGUAAAAGACCUUGCUAAAGUUCAAGCAAACACAGGGCUUUCAAACAAUGGCAUUAAGAGGUUAGCAGCUACUAUUAAUCAGUCAACCUCACAACAGAUUGUUGAAAAAAAUUACGCCAUAAAUUUUGACAAAUUCAGCAAGCAACUUGUACAUCAUUUCACAAGUUCAUUAAUUCAAGAUCACGCUGGAUGUGUGAGGACAGUCAUACAUUGCAAGAACUUCCAUGAGCUUAAAAAUGAAAUUAUAGCCAUGAGAAGUACAUCAAAAAAUCACAUUGUAAAGGUUGGAAUUGACGGAGGAGGUGGGUUUCUGAAAGUUACCCUGGGAAUUAUUGAAUUAAAUCAUGAACCUUGCAUUCCCCCAGCAAAAAUCAACUGCACAAGCAAGGUUUUUAAGGACACUGGUGUAAAACAACAACUAGUCAUUGCUGUCAGUGAGGAGCUUCAAGAAAGUUAUACUAACGUUUUGCAAGUAUUUGAGUUGAUUAAAUUGAAAGACCAGGAGUUUGUCAUGUCCUGUGAUCUAAAACUUGCUAAUAUAAUUUGUGGGCUUCAAGCACACUCAAGUGCACAUCCCUGCACCUGGUGUGAAUCUGGUUCAAAAGAACUUGUAAAUCAAGGGAAAUUGAGGACUUUUGAAUCUCUGGAAAAAAAUGUCUCACUCUUCAAGUCAGCUGGUUCCAAUAUUAGAAAAGCUCGUGACUAUAAAAAUGUUGUUCAUUCUCCAAUAUUUAAACUACCUGGAGACACUUUGGUUUUGAAUUUUCUUCCUCCCAUGGAAUUACAUCUCUUAAUUGGAGUUUUUAAUCAUCUUUUUGCUGCGCUGCUUCAAGUUUUUCCUCGAGUAACUCUUUGGUCUGAUGCAUUACACAUUAAACAACAACCUUACCAUGGUGGACAUUUUGCAGGAAAUGAGUCCAGAAAGCUGCUACACAAUAUUGAUAUUCUUCAAUCAAUUGCUGAGAAACACUCAUGCUAUGCAGCCAUCCCAUUCAUUGAUGCUUUUCGAAAAUUCAAUGCGGUAGUAUCUGGCUGUUUUGGGUGCAACCUUAAUCCAAACUACCCACAAAUAAUUGAAGCAUUCAGAGUGUCUUAUCUGGCAUUGCAAAAUGUGUCUGUAACACCCAAGGUCCAUGCAGUAUUUUUUCAUGUAAAAGAUUUCAUCGACAGAUAUGGCCAGGCUCUUGGGCUUUACUCAGAACAGGCAACAGAAGCAAUGCAUCACAACUUUCAGAUACAUUGGCAAAGGUACAAAAGACCCAAUCAUCAUCCAGAAUACAGUAAGAAGUUGCAAUGUUGCAUUGUUGACUUCAAUACUAAACAUUGUUUGUGA